Molecule: messenger RNA, 426 nt
Organism: Insectozyma verbasci
Lineage: Eukaryota; Fungi; Ascomycota; Pichiomycetes; Serinales; Debaryomycetaceae
Source: the annotation of a GenBank genome assembly
AUGUCUACAGUAUGUAUUUAUGAGAUGAGGAAUGAGAUGAGGAAUGAGAUGAGGGAAUACUAACUUAUCCAGACUAAUCCAAUGCCGUUUUUAAGGUCACUUAUAGGUAAAGAAGUUAUAGUAAGGUUAAAAUGGAAUAAAACUGAAUAUAUGGGUAUUUUAUUAUCAACAGAUAAUUAUAUGAAUUUUCAGUUAGAUCAGACGAAGGAGAUAAUAUACACUAAGAAAAAUGGUAUAGAACAGAAGUCAAGUGAAUUGAUAGGUGAAAUAUUUAUUAGAUGUAAUAAUGUAUUAUUUAUAAGAGAAUUAAAUGAGGAAGAUAAUGAAAUACUGAAAAAUGGUACAGAAACCAAAGAUGAAGAUGGUGAUUCUGAAGUAGUUGAAGAAGUUAUAGAAGGAGAAGAUGUAGUUGUUGAAGAAUCGUAA